Molecule: messenger RNA, 2724 nt
Organism: Aureobasidium namibiae CBS 147.97
Lineage: Eukaryota; Fungi; Ascomycota; Dothideomycetes; Dothideales; Saccotheciaceae
Product: glycoside hydrolase
Exons: 5
Coding region: 1-2724 (907 amino acids)
Biological process (GO): arabinan catabolic process; xylan catabolic process
Cellular component (GO): plant-type cell wall
Molecular function (GO): alpha-L-arabinofuranosidase activity; xylan 1,4-beta-xylosidase activity
Source: RefSeq, a predicted model, not a curated record
AUGAGGCUCUCCAGUGGUGCCGGUAUAGGCAUUGGCUUCGCAGUGCUUCCCUUGAUCACUUCAGUUCUUGGUGCCUCGAAUUCUACAUGCCCGCCUGCCAUCAGUUAUACUGCUGACUUCGAAUACACCGAGUGUCGUCAAGACAGCUAUUAUGGUCGUAUCCUAGGCAGAGAACGCAAAGCAGUUUUCCGGGACACAAACACUCCACAAUAUUGUGCUGACUAUUGUGGUCGAAGCGGCUACCCAUGGGGAGGUGUCGAAGCUGGAACCCAAUGUUUCUGUGGUGGUGAACUCGAUGGUGGAGCAGUGACCGGCAACGCCAACUGUUCAACCUACACUUGUUCUGGGGACGCUUCCCAGGAGUGUGGAGGCCAAUACUUCAUGAAGGUGCUCAAAAUCAACAACCCGCUCCCAGUUGAGAAGGUUGACGGAGAUGUCAAACGCCAACCUCUGUGCCAUACAAGCCCCUUGUGCCAACACGCAGUCUGCGAUACAUCACUACCUAUUGCGGAUAGAAUUGCAUCACUCUUGUCAGAGAUGACUCUGGACGAGAAGAUUGCCAACACUGUCAAUGCUGCUGACGGUGUGGGACGCCUCGGGCUGCCAGGCUAUGACUGGUGGAAUGAAGCUCUGCACGGUCUUGCGCAGGCUCCGGGAGUCAAAUUCAAUAGCCCUAAUGGCAGCGCUUUCAGCUAUGCUACGUCCUUUCCCAUGGCUAUCACGACUGGCUCUGCAUUUGAUGAUCUCCUGAUCGGACAGAUCGCCGAUGUCAUUGGCAGGGAAACCCGAGCUUUUGCAAACUUCGAGCAGUGUGGCUAUGACUUCUGGACACCCAAUAUCAACACCUUCCUGGACCCCCGAUGGGGCCGUGGUCAAGAAACACCUAGCGAAGACGCAUUCCACACUCAGCAGUACACAAAGCAGCUGAUUCCUGGUCUCCAAGGAGGUCUAGAUCAUCCUGAAGAGAAACAGAUCAUUGCUACAUGCAAGCACUUCAACCUGUAUUACGCCGAGACAAACAGAUACGGCGAGAACUAUAAUGCUACUGUGCAAGACUUGGCCGAAUACUUCAACCCCCCUUUCAAAUCAUGCGUGCGUGACGUUGCUGUAGGCUCUGUCAUGUGUGCAUACACUGCCACAUAUGGCGUUCCUAGUUGUGCGAGCGAGUACUUCUUGCAAGAUACUUUACGCGAAGACUGGGGCUUCGAAGAUCCUUACAACUAUGUGGUUGCUGAUUGCGGUGCUGUUGAGUACAUCCAUACCAUCCACAACUUCACCGAUACACCUGCCGAAGGUGCCGCUGUUGCUUUGAAUGCCGGUACCGAUUUGGACUGCGGCUUCACCUUUGGGACGUAUCUUAACGAGUCGGUCAUCAACAACUACACCACAGAAGCGCGUCUGAACCAGGCCUUGACUCGUCUUUACACUGGACUUCACACUGUUGGAUACUUUGACGGCCAGAACCAGUAUGCUAACCUGUCUUGGGAGGAUGUUGACACCCAAGAUGCUCGAAACCUCGCUUACAAAUCAGCUUGGGAAGGUAUGGUUCUGCUGAAGAACGAUGGGUUGUUGCCCGUAGCAGCAGAUCACAAGAAGGUUGCACUUAUCGGACCGUACGCGAAUGCAUCUAGCCAGAUGCAGGGUAUCUAUGCUGGCCAAGCACCAUACAUUAUUACUCCUCUGCAAGCAGCAGAAGCAAAUUGGGACAAUGUUCAGUAUGCUUUCGGCACGGGUGUCAAUGGCAGCAACACGACUUUCUUCUCGGCAGCUCUGGACGCCGCUAGAUCGGCUGACCUCCUCAUCUACAUGGGCGGUAUCGACAGCACCAUUGAACAAGAGACCCAAGACCGCAAGUCACUUCUAUGGCCUGGAAACCAGCUUGACCUCGUGCAGCAGCUGAGUGAGCUUGGCAAGCCUCUCGCUGUAGUGCAGUUCGGCGGUGGCCAACUCGACGACAGUGCGCUGCUUGCCAACAAGAAUGUCCGCGCUCUCCUCUGGGCGGGCUACCCAAGUCAGGAAGGUGGAAAUGCUGUCAUCGAUAUUCUGCUCGGUAGACAAGCACCAGCUGGCCGCUUGACCACAACUCAAUAUGCCGCCAACUACGUCAACGAAGUCAGUAUCUUCAACCCGGAUCUGCGUCCGAAUGGAAGCUACCCUGGUCGCACUUACAAAUGGUUCACUGGCAAGCCAGUCCUGCCCUUCGGCUUUGGACUCUCAUACACAACCUUUGAUCUUUCAUGGUGCGGUAAGCCCUUGAAGCACUCGUACAAUAUCAGAAGUUUGUUCAACAAGCGUCAGUCUCAUGGUCAGAAGCCUACUCCACUUGACACUCUGCCUUUCGUCACUCUCUCCACGACCGUCAAAAACACAGGCAAACACACCUCCGACUUCUCGGCUCUCCUCUUCCUCUCAACCUCAAACGCAGGUCCCUCGCCCUACCCCAACAAAUGGCUUGCUUCGUACGCUCGCGCUCACGGCGUCGCCCCUGGCAAGUCUCAGACGGUCAAUUUGGAUAUAUCCAUCGGUUCGUUGGCUCGCGCCGAUGGGAACGGAGACUUGACUGUGUAUCCUGGCAAGUACAAGGUGGCUGUCGACAACGAUGAGCUUUUGACCGCAGAGUUUGAACUUGUUGGUGAUGCUGUUAUUGUUGAUCGGUUGACCAGACAGGGCGUCUACGAGUAUACUGUUCCGGUGCAUUAUAAUGCUAGUGCUAACUUGGUGUGA